CGGCCCCCGAGUGGCUCUAGCGCCGUGACACGCUGUGUUAGGCGGACAGGCCUGGUUAGGUUAGAGGUGGGGAGAGGGCUAGACGACACGUGUUUAACCCUCCUCCCCGCCUUGCUCUGCAGCCCUUUAAACUGCAUGGGGAGUGAGCUGCAAACCUGAGCUCUAGAUGAUGCUUAAAAAUUAGAUUGACUUAUGUGGCUCAGGGCUGUGAAAAAUGUCUUGCUUUGAGCGCCGUAGUUAGGCCGACGUAGCGCCCAGUGAAUUCUUCCAUCGAUGUAGGAAUUGCCUCUUGGCCCAGGUCUACACUACCUAUAACUACAUCGCCCAGGGGUGUGGAACGUUCACACCCCGGAGCGACACCGUUAUACUGACCUAAUUCCCACUGUGGGCAGCCCUGUGUGUAUGGGAGAGCGCCUCCCAUCUACAUAGCUACGACCUCUCCGGAGGUGGAGGACCUAUGCUGAUGGGAGAAGCUCUCCCGUUGGCCUAGGUAGCAUCUUUACCAUGCUCUACAACAGCACUACUGGAGCAAUAAUAGGGGAGCAACUGAUUCUGUGACUGCUUUUUAUUCAUAAACAUCUGAUGUUACAUUCAAAACAUCCAUUGGGAAAUACCCCUAAUCUUUUAUUGAAAACAACUUUGGGAAAUACCCCAUAGCUUUUAGUGACGCAUCACAAAAGUGAAAGUUGAAUCGUUCCAGGAACAUUAAUGUCGGACAAUGGAGAGAAUGGCGCAAAAGAAAUACCUUGCAGCAAAACUUAAAAAUUGUUUAAGAGAAGACAAAAUUCAGCUUUGGAAACCUCCAUACACAAAUGAAAAUAAAGAAGCUGGUCUGGAAUUGAAGGAGCUUGCGCAGAAAUAUUCAGCCAAGGUGAAGCUCAGUGAAAAUGAAACGGAGUGCAUUCUUGAAGAAAUAAGAUGUGAAGCAAUUGAGCGUGGAACAGGAAAUGACGCUUAUAAGACAACAGGGGUUGCAAAACUUGAAGUGGUUUUGCCUCCUAAGAUGAGAAAAACCAGAAAAAGCUUGCUGGAGACUAAAUUGAUCAUCACUGGCGAGGAACUAAGAUCCCAGAUUGCACAGAUGUAUGGAUUUCAAGAAAAAUGUAUCAAAAUAAUUAUAAAUAAGAAGCAGCUUGACCUUGGAAAAACACUUGAAGAGCAAGGUGUAACACACAAUGUAAAGGUCAUGGUGCUUGAGCUAAGACAGAGUGAGGAGGAUACCAAAAAAAAAGUUCAGGAAGAAGAAAUGCAACAUGAAGAAGAGACCAUGAAGGAAAAAGAAAGAAAGGAAAGGAUGAAAAGAACUAAAAAGGGUUUAGAAAUACUGGCAACGAGAGAGGAUUAUUUAGAUCCAGAUACCACUCCAUAUCUGGAUAUAGCUAACCAAACUGGAAGAUCUAUCAAGAUUCCUCAGCAAGCCAAAAAAUCCCUUCUGUUAGCUAUGGGUUAUCAUGAAAAAGGCAGAGCAUUCAUGAAGAAAAAAGAAUAUGCUGUAGCUCUGCCAUUCUUGCUGGAUGCUGAUAAACGCUUCUGUGAUUGUGGCAAUGAACUUCUGAAUACAGUUGAUAAUUAUGCAGUGUUGCAGUUGGAUAUAGUAUGGUGCUACUUCCGCCUGGGACAGCUGGAAUGCCUUGAUGAUGCAGAGAAAAAACUCGCCACAGCCCACAAGUGCUUCAAGAGGUGUUAUGGGGAAAACCACGAAAGACUUCUCACAAUAAAAGGAAGUUCUGGAAGUGAGAAAGUUUUAUUUCUAAGGCUUUACCUCCUUCAGGGAAUAGGAAACUAUCAUAAUGGCAAAGGAAAAGAGGCUUUUGAACUUCUUCAGAAGGCAAAUGGUUUGUAUCAAGAGCUCUCCAUAGAUCCUGAAAAAAUCAAUAAUUUGUUACUCCUGGGAUUCUCUGCUCAGGAAGCUCGUCUUGGUCUACGAGCUUGUUAUGGGAACCUGGAGGAGGCUGCCAGUCUUAUUACCAGCAGAAGAGAGGAAAAGGCACAAAUAAGGAGAGAGGAGAGAGCUAAGAGGAAGAGGAGAUUGGACGAUAUAAAUACCUUGAAAACUAUGGGCUAUUCAGAGCGAGCCGCUAAAAAAGCACUUCACCGGGCACAAGGAAACUUGGACCGAGCCUUUCAGAUUCUUCUUGAUGAACCUCAGUUACUCUUGCUAAAUGAUGAUGAUAAUGCUGAUCCUAUGGCUCCACACCAGUUUCAAGUUCCUAAGGAAAGUGUUGACCAAUUGAUGUACAUGGGUUUUAAUCGCGAGUCAGUGGAGGAAGCUCUGAAAGUCUUUCAGGGCAACAUCCAGUUAGCUGCACAAACGCUUGCUCAUUAUGGAGGAGUUCUUCCUGCUGAGUUGCAGCUGUCACCCGAACAGAGCACUCCAUCAGAAGAAUCCAUUUCGUCAAAAGAUUCUCCUACAGAGUCUGCAGGUACUUCUAGUUCAUCAACGGAUGAAGACAUGGAAACAGAUGUAGUCAAUGAAAUCUUAGAGGAUAUUCCAGAACACGAAGAAGAUUAUCUGGAUUUAACUCUGGAAGAGGAAGAACAAGUUAUUAAAGAAUACUUAACCUAUAUGCAUGAGGAACAACCCUGAAAUCUCAUUACUCACCAUUCAGUUACAUGAAAUUACUUUGGCUACCUAUCACAUUUUGGACUCUUGAGUUUGGAUUUAGAUACCUAUAUCCUCAAGCUUAUCUUUUGUCAAAUGCCUUACAUUCAGUUCAAUUAUAGAUGAAUUAUUUAAUUAUCAAUUAAUUACAACAGUGCUCAAAAUCUGCUUUUUUUUUGGUUUAUUAUAAUUUGUCAUAAUCAGCAUAAUGAUGAAGCAGAAACAAAUAUUUUUCUGAAAAACAUUGUUUAGUAGAGAGUUGAAUAUAUAUUUAUAUGGGUGUGAAAUUAGCCCAUUUAAUUAAUAUAGCAAAUAAAAGCAUUUUACAGCAUUUUGCAUCAUCUGUUUUAAAACAAAAUCUACAUUUCUAAAUCAGAAACCUAGUUAAUACAUUUAUAGAGCUGUCAGUUUACAAAACCAAUUUCCUUCUCUUUGAAGUACUGUUUUCCAAAAAUCACUUACAGAUCAGUUGUGUAUGAACUGAUGAUGUCUUUUCUUCUCUCUGUUCAUGUCAGAUGUUGCAACAGCGACUAAUACAAAUAAAACAUAUG
Messenger RNA from Mauremys mutica (yellowpond turtle), 3153 nucleotides. RefSeq names its product negative regulator of ubiquitin like proteins 1 (gene NUB1). The transcript has 16 exons. The coding region runs from base 719 to 2587 and encodes 622 amino acids. Lineage: Eukaryota; Metazoa; Chordata; Testudines; Geoemydidae. Gene Ontology annotation, molecular function: protein binding. Gene Ontology annotation, biological process: regulation of ubiquitin-dependent protein catabolic process. The record is from RefSeq and is a predicted model, not a curated record.